AAACAUUUCAACAGUAACAACAAGAGAAUGUCAAAAUAUUGUGAAUUGUGAAAAUUGUGCUUUAUGUCCUUUAAUGAAAUUUAAUUAAAUUUUUAUGUGAAAAUGGAACUAAAUUGGCAGAAUUGGUGCAGAUUUUGUGGAAAAAAUGAUUCAGAGGAUAUUGAUUCAGUUUAUAAAAUUGAUUCAAUUUCUAAUCAAAUGGAAAUCAUCAACAAACAUUUUAUGAUUUCGCUCUUGCCUUUCGACGGAAGCCUAACCUCCAUGUGCGGGGAUUGUUGCAGCUUCGUUGGGAAACUCAAAGGAUUCAGUGAUCGUUGCUUGAAAGCUGAGAAAAUGUUCAGAGAAUUGAUGGCACACAAAAUGGCAUCAAAUGUUGAUUUUCAAUCCAUCCGUGUCAAAUUUGGCGUUGAUAGGGAAGAAAUUAAAUAUCGUCCAGCGCAAAGAGAUCAAAACGAAGAUUCAUCGAUGUUAGAUGAUACAGUGGAUCCAUCUCCGGAUCCACUUGAGAUGGAAGAAUCUAUUGAAGUGAAGCAGGAAGCCCUUGAAUCUGAGGAUCCUCCAUUGACUCGAGAACGUGGAAGACUAAAGAGACUUAUGGCUUCGUCUACCCCACCUUAUGGGAAAGUUAAAAGAGAGACUGACAAUGAGGACAGAAGCAGAGAAAUUAAAGUAAAGACAGAUCAAGGCGAUGAUGCUUCUGACUAUGAUCAAGGAAAUAAUUCAAGUGAACCAGUUGAAGAGGGACGACCAAAAAGGAGACGCAAAAAAGUCUACAAAGACAAAAUAUAUCUCUGCACAACAUGCCCGAAAAAGUACGCCCGUCCAGAUUGGCUACGAGAUCACAUUCUGCAGGAGCAUCGUCCUGAUGAAAUGGCCUUCGUCUGCUCAACUUGCUCCAAGCGUUUCCCCACCAAAGUUAAGCUGCGUCUCCACGAAUCCAUUCACCUGCCCGAAGAUGAGAGGAGAAUCUUCAAUUGUCCUUUCUGUGAGAAAAAAUUCGCAACAAAAGGUAACAUGCAGACGCACGUAUCGUCAAUUCAUACAAAAGAGAAAACCUUUAUUUGCGAAGAGUGCGGAAAGUCAUUCAAGACGGAAGGUGCCCUGAAGGAGCAUCAUGUUACGCACACGGAUGAGAGAUCCUACAAAUGUUCCCUAUGUCCGAAGACGUACAAAAUGAAGAAAACCCUCAAAAGGCACGAAGAAACCCACGCAGACACGACUUUUGAUUGCCACAUUUGUGGAUUUAAGUGCAAGACAAAGGCUAGCCUCCUCUCCCACAUGGUUGUCCAUUCGGACGUUAAGAAAUAUAAAUGCAACUACUGCGGCAAUGAAUAUAAACGAUCAACUGCUCUCAAGGACCAUUUAAUUCUUCACACGGGUCAGCGUCCAUUUGAGUGUCCCUUUUGCGAUAAAACCUUUGCAAAUAAUUCAAAUUGUCGAAAUCACAAGAAAAAGGAACAUCCCCUCGAAUUGGCAGCCCUUGAAGCGUCCCUACAGCAAGGACGUGAAAAGGAUGACGUUAAACGUGAAAAUCUGCAAUAAAUUUAAUUUUUAUCUCUAAACAAGACUUGAAUUAUAUGUUAAGUAAAUAAAUUGAUUCUGUUACGUU
Lutzomyia longipalpis is the source of this 1609-nucleotide messenger RNA. RefSeq names its product zinc finger protein 510-like. The transcript has 5 exons. Gene Ontology annotation, biological process: regulation of transcription by RNA polymerase II. The coding region runs from base 103 to 1542 and encodes 479 amino acids. The record is from RefSeq and is a predicted model, not a curated record. Gene Ontology annotation, molecular function: DNA-binding transcription factor activity, RNA polymerase II-specific; zinc ion binding; RNA polymerase II transcription regulatory region sequence-specific DNA binding. Lineage: Eukaryota; Metazoa; Arthropoda; Insecta; Diptera; Psychodidae. Gene Ontology annotation, cellular component: nucleus.